AUGGAUAAGUUACGCGGGGUACUGGAUUUCUGCAUCCACCACCAGACCGUUCUGAGUUACAGCUUUGUGUCCCUGCUGACGGCUGCCAGCGAGCACAUCUUCUCAUCCGUGGUGUUCAAGUGUCCCUGCGAUUCUGGGAACAUGCUGUACGGCUCCAUCUUCCUCAUAGUGCCCGCCUUCAUCCUCUUUCUUCUUGGCUACGUGGUGAACCCCAAGACAUGGCAUCUGCUGACUGGCGUCUGCUCUUUGGAUAAGCGGGCAAUCUGCGCCCGUUACUGCCAAACGCUGGUGCUGGUGACAGCCAGCGCAUCGGUGGCCCCGGUCACCUGGUUGGCGGUGGCCCUGCUGGGAGCCAGCUUCUACGAGUGCGCGGCCAGCGGGAACAGCCUGAUAAAGAGCAUCAUGUGUAAAGAUAAAGGACAACAGUGCCAAGAUCUGGUGGCCAAAAUCCCCUGUAAUCCGAAGUUUUCCGAGGAGGUAUCGAAGGAAGCCCUCAGCCUUCAGGCGCAGUCCCAGCUGAUAGGAUGGCUCCUGAUAGUCGUCAUCAUGGCCAUAGCACUGAUCUCAACAUGUGUCAAACGCUGUCGCUCCCCGGUUAGCUAUCUUCAGCACAAGUUCCAGGCAACUUACUUGAAAAAGGAAGAGGAGGUCUUUGAGAGGAAGGUUCAAGAGCAUGCAACCAGGCUGGCAGAAAGAAAUGUGGAUGACUUUUUUGGAGGCACUGACCCAGCAUCAUUUACGACUCCCAGCAAUACAGACUGGCAGAACAUUUCGCUCCUCUAUACCUUCGAUCCGCAAAAGCAGUAUUACAGCAUGUUACACGCGUACGUUAACGAAAGGAGAGGCAGCAGCAACAGGGUCAUGCAAGGAGAUCAGAAUCUCCUUGUUUCAGAGUUGGUGGAUGAAACAAGUGCAAGAGAAUCAGGGUUUUAA
Messenger RNA from Cariama cristata (Red-legged seriema), 933 nucleotides. It is a transcript of the gene CALHM6, whose product is annotated as family with sequence similarity 26, member F. Gene Ontology annotation, molecular function: monoatomic cation channel activity. Lineage: Eukaryota; Metazoa; Chordata; Aves; Cariamiformes; Cariamidae. The coding region runs from base 1 to 933 and encodes 310 amino acids. The transcript has 2 exons. The record is from RefSeq and is a predicted model, not a curated record.